Moneuplotes crassus is the source of this 3396-nucleotide messenger RNA. NCBI's taxonomy places the organism in Eukaryota, Ciliophora, Spirotrichea, Euplotida, Euplotidae. The record is from the annotation of a GenBank genome assembly.
AGAAGCCAUGAGAAUAAGCAUAAUUAGCUCUUUUCGACCAUUCAUGAGUAAGAUCCUCAACUUGGAAGAGACAAAAGAAAACUUACUCGAAGUAAAAAUGGAGGAUAAGAAAAGCAUACCUAAGGAAGAAGAUGUUCAGAAAACCUUCACUUUUGUCAAAACCCUACUAGAUAUUAUCUUAGAAGACAACAGAAUAGUCCCAACUAACUUUAAUAUUGACACCUACAUUCCGAUAUGGAUAUUCUACUUUUCUUUUUUAAAGAUCAAAAAGGGUAACAAAUCCUCCUCAAAAACCCAAAUAAAAUGACAAAGCAAUAACCCCCCAGACCACCCUACCACUCUCAGUGAACAAAUCCUCAAAAACCUCCUCUCCAUGCUCAAGACCCGUUUUUCCCAAAUCCUUGACCCCCAAAUCCUAAAAUCCUACCAAAAGAUAACUAAAUCAGUGCUGGAUUCAUUAAUUCAGCAAAAAUCCUUCCAAAACUCCGCUCAUUACUACCACUUGAUUGAGUGCUGUUACAAUAUAAACGACUAUCUUUUCUUAGCUACAACAAGAGACUUAUUCUCAGAAGGAUUAUCAAAGUAUACUCAUGAUCAUUAUGAGUUUGUAUUUAACCUCUUGGCAAAGAAAUUUCCAUUUACUAAAGCUACGUAUUGAGUGCAGCAUGCAAUGUUCAAAUUCAUGUGUCAGAAUAAGAUGUUUAAAAUUUUAAGUGAGAAUGGAGAUAUGGUUAUGAAUUCUGUGCUAAGCAAGAUUAGUAAAGACGAUACACACUUAGAACUCGCAAUAGAUGUGAUUGCAUUCUUCACAAUUGGGUUCAAAUUCUGCUCAAUUAAAAUCCUAAAGAGAAUGGAAGAUUUCUUUUCUAAAAAUAUCCUGUGCAGAGUUCAAACAGAUGAAGAAGGGAAGCAGCAGACUAAUGCAAUGUAUAUAUUUGGCUUGUACGCUGAUUACAUUGUUCUACUGAAGGCAAUCAUGAUUGUAAACUCAGGAUAUCCUGAUAUUUACAUUCCUCUUACGGAGAAGAUCGAUCAAACCUUUGGAGCCUAUAUUGAUCGAAAAGAAGAAAAAUAUCAAAUUAAUGGAUUUAUUGAGCUAUAUACACUCAAAUUGGAGGAUUUGGAGCAAGAAGAUUUGGAAAUUGAUAACCAGAUCGACCAGAAAGAUGGCUCUGAGUCUGACAAUGGGGAUGUUGAAGAAUCUAAGGUUUCAAAGAAAUCUUAUAAAUUCAAAGGGCUUGUAAAUAUGGGCAAUACUUGAUACAUUAAUAGUUUCAUUCAAGCCUUGUUCUUGACUGAAUGCUUUAGAAAAGCAAUAAUUAAUGAUCUUUCUAUUGGACAAUCUUGGCUGAUUGCUGACACUGAUUCAGAGAGAAUCAUAGACAAAUUAUGAAUAUUAUUUUGCCAAUUAGCCCUCAGUGGGGGAUCCUCAGUAAAACCAAUGGAUCUCAAAUCUUCGUUACCAGAAUCCUUCCAAAAUGAUCAGCAGCAUGACUCAUCAGAAUUUGGUAAGGAAGUAUUAAGCAAGAUGGAUGAAGAACUAAAAGCCCUUGCUAAAGAAGGCCAACUGAAGUAUGAAGAGAAGGAUAAAACAAGCUUAUUUAGGAGCACUGCCUCCAUAACUUCAUUCUUUAACUUCUUCGUAUAUCAGACAGUAAAGUGUGAGGAAUGUAACUCUUGAUCUAUAAAGAAGCACGAAGAGAUAGAUUUUUCGUUGUCUUUAGACUUGAAGGCCGAUUUUUUUAAUUUAGAUGAAGAAGUUUCAGUACAGCACUUACUUCGUAACUACUUCCUAACAGAAGAAUUAAAAAUGAAAUCAAAUAAUCAAUAUUUCUGAAAAUCUUGUCAUAAGUAUGUUAAUAAUGCCAAAUUGAUGAAGAAGGUUAGCAAGGAUCUUCCUCCAAUCAUCAUGGUAACUCUUAACAGAUUUGAUUUCGAUAAUGAGAGGAAGGAAAUGAAGAAGAGACUGGAUCUUAUCAAAUUAUCCCCCUCUAUUACUGUAGUAAAGGAAGAGCUGGUUAAUGAAGAAGAAAUAAAGGAAGAAGAAAAUAAAGCUAAAGAUGUGACAUAUGAUUUAUAUGCAAUUGUGAUUCACUCAGGCCCAAGUGGAGUCGAAGGACAUUAUUACACUAUUGCUCAUGACAAUGUCAACAGUUCAGGAUCGACUGUGUGGAAAAGAUUUGAUGAUGAGAUGGUUUUUGAAGUUGAUGCUGAUUUCAUCGAAACUAUCAACGAAAAGCCCACAUACAAUACUCCUUAUAUCCUAUUUUAUAAAGAAAGAGAGCUAGGUGUCAGAACCAGAGAUUUUUCAGAGCAUUCCAAGAGCCUAUUUGAUAUAAAGGUGAACAACAGGGUUCCUCCCCCUUUGGAGAAGUUCAUCAAAAGUAACAAAAAUUCAAACUCAAAUAGAAGAUGAAUCAGACUUAAUGAACAAUCUAACUCUUAUUUCUCAAGGUUUCAUAAAAGACGUAUCUUUAAUAGAGAUAGUGACCACGAUAGUGAAGAAGAGGAAAAGGAAGAAAAUUUUACUACUGAACAAUUUCUCUUAAACCUCCCUAAGCCUAACCCCAAACCAUAUUCAUCAAAAUUUAUAUAUGGAGUACUGGAAGAUACUCGCCACCCAGAAACUGGGAAGUACUUAAUUGAGGUUAAAUCUCUGGAAGACCCAGAGAUAGUUUUCUGUCCAUAUAAUUAAAAGCGUCCAUAGUAGACUUCCUUGGCCUCGAAUGAGUACUCUACGAAUCGAAGGCUUUGACAUUCCCAAAGAAUUUUUCAUUAAAAUUUGAAAAUCCGGUCGCAAAGUCUCAAACGUCCAUUUCCUCUAUUGAGGACUAAUAUUCUCUCUCGGAGAGGCGCUUGAUUUCACAAUAGAUGAUUCUGAAGACAAACUCGACAGACUUUAUAUAGACCUGCCUUAUUUGUCUUAUUGGAAAAAGAGUGAAGAAUACAGAAGAGGGUUUAAGGAAAUAUACUUAAAGAAACUCUUGAAGAAACAGGCAGAACGUUUUGAUGACUUUUGCUCGAAGAAAGUAGUCUACAUUUUCGACAGGGUUGAUGAAAUCAAUAUUCCCAAGAUUAAAAAGUACAUUAGCAGAUGGUAUGUACUCCCAAUAGCUGAAUUUUCCUUGAGAGACAGACAAAAAGUACCGAGAAACAUUUACAAAAUAGGCCUGCAAGUCCUGGAUUAUGAAGCCAGUAUGAAGAAGACGGGGUUGGUUCAAAGGGAAAAUAAAUAGGAACUUUAAUUUCUGGAAGAAGAGAAAAAUGUUGGACAAUAUAACAGAGGAUAAUACUGCAUACAAGAACAACUCAGUCAGAUGCUAUUCAGGUUCCGAAAGUUCAGAGAGUUCGCUUGACUCAGGCUAUUAUUAAACUUGUAUAUAAUUCAUAUCUGCA